AGAACACAGGGCCGUCUCCAAACGGAAAGAAGCAGCUGUGAUUUAUUACAAAAAAACAUCUCGCAACAACUCUAUUCCGCAACUUUGUGGCGUUGAGUUUGAACUAUUUCAACAUUUACGUCAUUGUUACACCCGCCAUCAAUAGUUUGUAAAUUGAGAGAUAUUUGUUUAGUAAUCCUGAAACGGUGCAACCCCUCGAGCGCCGGAGGUCAUGCAUAAUUCAUGAGCGACUGCUGACACAGGCGUCGUAGGAAAGUUGAGUUUACAAACUUUGGGACAGGAGCAACAAGAUCUACCGAACUGGCCGGAGCAAAGGGAAAGUAGCUACAUUUAAAAUUACUUUUCUCAUGUAGGGACACAUUUAGUUGUUCUCUAUCUUACUCUAAUAUAAUAGUUUUAUUGCGAGUUUGACGGCAGAAAGGUGAACUAUUUUUGUCCACACAGAGGGUUUAUAAAAGUUUGCCUGAGAGUAGCCUAGGCCUACUUCAGAAGGCUCAACGUUUGAUAUUUGUAUAAAGCCUCAACUUUAAAUCGUUUUUAUAUUUUCUGUAUUGCUCUAACUUUUACACUAAGACAAAAUGAGCAACCCACUUCAGCCAAUGCCAGGACAACAAGUUAUCCAUGUCGCGCAGGACUCGGAUACGGAUCUCGAGGCGCUUUUUAAUUCGGUUAUGAACCCGAAACCCAGUUCAUGGAGGAAAAAAAUGUUACCCGACUCUUUUUUCAAGGAGCCAGAUUCUGGAUCUCACUCCCGACAGUCGAGCACUGAUUCGGGCAGUCACCCGCCCAGGCUCACCGUACAACACGUACGGUCACAUUCCUCGCCCGCAACUUUACAGAUUGGAUUGGGAGCCAACCCAACUCCAAGCCCGGUACAUCACUCGCACAUCCGCCACCAGUCUUUCGAUGUUGCCGAAGAGUUGCCGCUGCCCCCUGGAUGGGAGAUGGCCUACACGUCCAACGGACAGAAGUACUUUCUCAAUCACGUGGAGAAGAUCACCACUUGGCACGACCCUCGGAAGACCAUGACGACAGCCAUGAACCAGAUGAGUCUCCACGCCCCCCCCACCCUCUGCCAGCCCACAGCAACGCAACAUGGGCCCUGUCCCAGCCCAACCUUGGCCAAUGGGCACCGCUCUCUAGAGGGGCAGGCCAAUGGGCACCGCUCUCUAAAGGGGCAGGCCAAUGGGCACCGCUCUCUAGAGGGGCAGGCCAAUGGGCACCGCUCUCUAGAGGGGCAGGCCAAUGGGCACCGCUCUCUAGAGGGGCAGGCCAAUGGGCACCGCUCUCUAGAGGGGCAGGCCAAUGGGCACCGCUCUCUAGAGGGGCAGGCCAAUGGGCACCGCUCUCUAAAGGGGCAGGCCAAUGGGCACCGCUCUCUAGAGCAGGGGUGGGAGCUGCCUGAUGGCUGGGAGCAGGCUGAAAAUCCUCAGGGAGAGAUCUACUUCAUUGACCACAAAACACAACGAAUGUCCUGGCUCAACCCGCAUGUGGACGCUUGCCUCAUGAUGUCCCAACACCACCACCAGCAGCAGCCCCAACAGGCCCAGGCCUUGGGUUCACCUGGCUCCCUCCCCCAGCAGCAGAGCUCCCAGGCUGGGAUGAUGAGUCUGUCCAGUCCCCUGGGCGUGGUUGUCAGUACCCAGCAGAAGAUGAGGCUGCAGCGCAUCCAGCUAGAGAGAGAGAGGAUCCAGAGACGCCAGGAGGAGCUCAUGAGACAGGAGGUGGCACUGUGUAGACAGCUCCCCGUGGACUCUGAGAGCAUGGCACCAGCGCCCACCCCUGGUGGCAACCCUGCCCAGCCCAUGACCCAGGGCAACAUGCCCACCAAUGGAUCUGACCCCUUCCUCAACAGUGGUCACUUCCAGCACUCCCGGGAGCAGAGCACAGACAGUGGCCUGGGGCUGGGCUGUUACAGCAUCCCCACCACCCCAGAGGACUUCCUUAAUAACAUGGAGGAGAUGGACACAGGUGAGAGCAUGGCCCAGGCGGGCAGUAUGAACGUGUCUCAGCACAGCAGCUUCCCAGACUUCCUGGACUCCCUGCCAGGGACCAACGUGGACCUGGGAACCCUGGAGGGAGCGGACCUCAUUCCCAUUCUCAACGAUGUGGAGUCAGUCCUCAACAAGAGCGAGCCCUUCCUCACCUGGCUGUAAACACACACACACACACCUUCUACAAACACACACACACACACACACACACACACCACACAUACGCCCAACAAACAGGACGAAAGACUCAACGUAUCUAAAGACUCUGUCUGUGCUGCCUUUAGUGACCUAUUCAAAUCAGCUUGAUUUUUUCACGUGUCCAGUAAUAAUACCCCCUCUGUCUGGCCGACCACCUAUCAAUCUGAGUUCAGUUCAGGUUAAAGAUAUCUAAAGAGUAUUAACCAAAGCCUUGAGAGAACAAAAAUCAAAUCAAAUCAGGACACGUGUUAGUGGAUACUGUAAUGUAACAAAAGUUAGUAGUUUUGUAUGUUCUGUAAGACUCUCCCCACCCUGGUUUUUGAAUCACAAUAGAUAUUUUUUACAGCUUUCCUGUCUCUCUUGGGGUGACACUCUAUGUGGAACAAGUACUUGGUGAAAAAAAAUGUAUUGGCGUCCAAUGGUAUUGCUUUGUCAUGACUAAAUGUAUGCAGGGAGGCUUUUUUACCAAUAGGUGGCGCUAUUGCUUAAGCUACUGUAGUUAUGAAAUGGCUCUUUACUGGCAACAAGGCUGUCCCAUCUGUAGGUUCUUAGUAGUGCACGUCUGUCGGCUACAGCACUGUAAACCUUCUUCUCUAACAAAUGAUCAAUCACCAACAGUAUUUUAACUGUCAGUUUGGGUUUGAAUUAAAAAUCCACACUGUUACUGUUGUUUCUGUUCAUAAAAAAAACUACAGAUUCACUUCUACAUCAGCAUUAGUAGCCAUGGGAACAAAGUGUGUUGUAUACCAAAUAAUGUUUCCUAUUGUUCGCUACAAUGUCACUACAAAAGCUUUAAAACUUUAAAAUUGUACUUAGUUAGAUUUUUAAACAGAACUGUUUUUAGUUAUUAUUUUGUCAUUUUAAUAAUUGUACUCCAAUGUAGCUAAUUGAACACUAAAAUAUCAUGCCUCAGUUAUGAAACAAUGUCAAAUUCUGUAUUCUAAUACGUACACUUAAAAAAAAAAUCAUACUAUAGUAUUAGUUUUUUUUCUGAUCUGUAAAAUAGCCUACAUGGGUUCUUUGCAUCUGGUGCCAUUUGUAGGACUUAUAAUAUAGUUAGCAUUUUUUGUAUUUAUCAAGAGCUAUGAUUCUAUUUCUCCUGUUCAAUUUUUAUUUUUAUUUUUAUGAAAUUGAGAUUUCAAAGCACUACAAAUCAGCAAAAUGAUUGAAAUAUAUCUGAUCAUGAAGUGAAUGUUGAAGUUAGAUGAUCACCAGACGUUUUUGUUUCUAUAUGCGUUGACGCUUGAUAAUCCUUCAUACGCAAACUCUCCUUCGUCUUCAGUCUGUUUUUUUUGGGGGGGGGGGGUUUCAAAAAGGACUUUUUUUUUUCCUUCUAAUAUCUGUUCUACGGGGAAUUAUGCAACAAUAGUCUUUUCAUAGGGUCAGAGGUUAUUGUGCCUAUAUGUUUUUAGAGGAUUUCUAGUGAAUUGUCAGAUUGGAUUGGCAUGGGGUUAGCAUUCGGAUCUUGUUUCUAACAUGCCAACCCCACAACACAAUCUGCUCUGAACUUCUUUUUCUUUUCUACAUUUGUCUCAGUUUUUGUAUUUGCAUGUUGAUUGACAUAUUUGCUAUUCCUAGCGUUAGGUGGUCUAUAGCCCGACCUUAUAUUGUGACUAUACUGAGUCUGGUUACUAUGUAGAAUGUUAGAACUAAGAAGGUGAGGAAGUGAUGGAUCCUUGGUAGGGGCAGGUGAAUUAGAGGGGGGGGGGGGGUUGUUGAGUUUAGGGAGGGUGAGGGGGGUUUCUAUGCACGCCAAAACACACUGGGGGUGUGAGAAGGGACAAGGUGAAGAGGGGCGUGAGAGGUGACGAGCUGAAGUGGGGGCACACAGUUAUCACAUCACUACCACCUGUGUCCUUGGAUUGGGGGAAAGGGUGUGACGAUGUGGUGUGGUUUCAGAGAUUGGAGGCCUCUAUUACCCAGGCAUGGCCAAAGAAGGCUAGCUCUGACAGGGCUAGCAACAUGCUAACUCGGGCCCAUGCCCAGCUGACAGGGCUAGCAACAUGCUAACUCAUGCACAGCUGAUGAAAAGGGCUCCAGUGAGAGGUGAUGAGGUCUUUUUUAGAAUCAAACAAGGUUAUUAAUCCAAUCACACAGCUGCCUCUCUUGGUGUCUCUGUGUCAGGGAGGUUCCCUGUUUUGUGUUUUCGUUUGAAUAAUGUGCUUUUCCAGGCUCUAGGGGGGGGGGGGAAACUUGGCAGGGCUGUCGGUGCACCGUUACUGGGGACACAAUUCAAGGUUGCACCAGUAUGAAGGACACAAGUUAAAUGGAUGAUAGCAUUUGUAUCAGAUUGUCUUUUUGUAAAUUUAUACUUUGGAGGAUAUUAAGACCAGAUGAGAGAUUCUAUGAGAAUAUAGAACACAGAGGUGGUGUUAUACCGUUAAGGGUUUGAGGAAAUGGUUUGGUGUGGAGCACAUAUUUUGACUAAAGGUGCAUAGAGUGGCAUGACAUGGAAUAGACAGGAUGUAGCAAUAUAUAGCGCAGUAUAGCGCAGUGGCUAGGCUACAGCUGCAUGGUAGGAUGGGGACGGGGGUGUGUUGUCAGUAGUUACAGGGUUCUUGGAAUGUUGAAGGCAUGCUCAUUGGUGGUGAAAAUCAGACUAACAAAAUGGCCGCAUACUGUAUCCUAUCCCGGCAGUGUGGACUUCAUUUUUACAUGAUGUAACCUCGGCAAGGAGUCUGCAAAUUACAGUAACAUGUUUUAAAAAAUAAAUAAAGAAUAAAAUGGCGUCAGAACCGUG
Molecule: messenger RNA, 4932 nt
Organism: Oncorhynchus kisutch (coho salmon)
Lineage: Eukaryota; Metazoa; Chordata; Actinopteri; Salmoniformes; Salmonidae
Gene: wwtr1
Product: WW domain containing transcription regulator 1
Exons: 8
Coding region: 579-2156 (525 amino acids)
Biological process (GO): hippo signaling; positive regulation of transcription by RNA polymerase II
Cellular component (GO): cytoplasm; nucleus
Molecular function (GO): transcription coactivator activity; protein binding
Source: RefSeq, a predicted model, not a curated record